CAUUCCGUCUCCUUCGCGAUCCGGAGCCCCACUCUACCGGCGUUACCAUUUCCACCAGUGGGGGAUGCGCGUAGUUUCAGUAUUAUAAGCCGUCAUUAAUUAACGGAGGCUAGCCUCCGAUGCAUCAUGAGGUUAAUAGCCUUGGCCUCAAGACUAUAGUUCUAAACUACAAAAGCCCAAAGAGUGGCUGCUUUGCCCUUCGUCACUUGGACUUCUGGCAUCCAACAUCUGAUCUUCAUUGACAUCCCACCGAGUACAGAAACGCAAGCCCAAUGUUGCGCAGUUUAGUUCUUCUCGUGUCCGCAGCCUGUGCUGCGGCGCAAUGUUCUCUUCCUUCAUCAUACAGAUGGACAUCAACGGGAGCUCUAGCUAAUCCGAAAUCCGGCUGGGUCUCUCUUAAGGACUUCACCGCCGUCCCCUACAAUGGCCAAUACCUCGUCUACGGGACCACGCACGAUUCCGGAUCAUCGUGGGGUUCGAUGAAUUUUGGACUGUUCUCAGACUGGAGCAGGAUGAGCUCGGCCAGUCAGAAUGGUAUGAGCCAGGGUACCGUUGCGCCCACGUUGUUCUUUUUCGCUCCAAAGAACAUCUGGGUGCUUGCCUACCAGUGGGGGCCUACUGCGUUUUCGUACAAGACAUCGAGCGACCCUAGCAAUCCAAACGGAUGGUCCUCUGCCCAACCCCUUUUCACUGGUAGUAUCUCAGGUUCCAGCACGGGCCCGAUCGAUCAGACCCUUAUUGGCGACAGCUCGAACAUGUACCUGUUCUUUGCAGGGGACAAUGGCAAGAUCUACCGAGCUAGCAUGCCCAUUGGAAAUUUCCCGGGCAAUUUUGGCUCGGCUUCGACCGUCGUUCUAAGCGACUCGACCAACAACCUGUUCGAGGCCGUCCAGGUCUACACCGUUCAAGGCCAAAACAAGUAUCUGAUGAUUGUGGAAUCAAUCGGAUCGCAGGGGCGAUACUUCCGUUCAUACACAGCGACCAGUCUGGGCGGCUCAUGGACGCCACAGGCUACAUCCGAGAACGCGCCAUUUGCCGGAAAGGCAAACAGCGGCGCCAGUUGGACCAACGAUAUUAGUCACGGUGAUCUCAUCCGUAGCAACGCCGAUCAGACAAUGACCAUCGAUCCAUGUAACCUGCAGCUUCUCUAUCAAGGGAAAGCUCCUAACUCCGGCGGCGCUUAUGAUAAAUUGCCAUAUCGUCCAGGCCUUUUGACAUUGGCCCGAUAAGCAGUCGAUCUCUACAAUCUUGGGGAGUGGAGGAUCCGUAGGCCAAGGUUCCAAAUACAAUUGAAGACAUAUUGCAAAGUUAGGUGCCUGGUGUAUAUAGGAGAGUCAGGUAUAUAGUUCGGAGCAGCAAGCAAGUGUAUUCCUGAAUGCCAGAUGAGCAAACCCUUGAAAUGCCAUGAAAGACAUAGAUGACGACAUUUACUGGAUAUACCAGACUGACACCCAUUGAGAGGACAUGUUUGACAUUGGCGGUAGUGUGUAAGUCCACAAAGUCAAGCGUAUGUAGGCCAAACUCGACUCGACUGUAAUAUUAGUAUGUCUUUGAGAUCGGCUGGCGGCAUCGCUUUCUGAUAACUGUACCCUUAUCAAAUUACAUAAACGAGCUCAGAUGAAGAUUACUUGGUUUUUGGUAGAACUGCAGAAGGGAUAAGGAAGUGAAUUGCGCUGUAUUCUUUGAAGGGUUAUGCAGAGUCUGGCAGAGGUUAUAUUCUACCUACUACCUAGGGCAUUGGCUAUCUAGGAGGGCAGAGAAUGGUGGCGCCACUGCACCGC
Messenger RNA from Xylaria bambusicola, 1781 nucleotides. Its product is annotated as glycoside hydrolase family 62 protein. Gene Ontology annotation, biological process: L-arabinose metabolic process. Bases 273 to 1229 code for a protein of 318 amino acids. Gene Ontology annotation, molecular function: alpha-L-arabinofuranosidase activity. Lineage: Eukaryota; Fungi; Ascomycota; Sordariomycetes; Xylariales; Xylariaceae. The transcript has a single exon. The record is from RefSeq and is a predicted model, not a curated record.